Pogoniulus pusillus (Red-fronted tinkerbird) is the source of this 3911-nucleotide messenger RNA. RefSeq names its product HIC ZBTB transcriptional repressor 1 (gene HIC1). NCBI's taxonomy places the organism in Eukaryota, Metazoa, Chordata, Aves, Piciformes, Lybiidae. Gene Ontology annotation, cellular component: nucleus. The coding region runs from base 306 to 2303 and encodes 665 amino acids. The record is from RefSeq and is a predicted model, not a curated record. Gene Ontology annotation, molecular function: DNA-binding transcription factor activity, RNA polymerase II-specific; protein binding. Gene Ontology annotation, biological process: regulation of transcription by RNA polymerase II. The transcript has 2 exons.
CCCGGGGAUGGGAGGAGGAAAACCUCCCGCCGUCCCUUUAACAGCCAGCGGCGCUGCUCGGAGUUCAGGCCGGGGUCAGGGGGAGUUCGCAGCCCGGGUUUCACCUCCGAGCUGGCGGCGUUGGGAACCCCGAGGAACCGCUCCUGCUUCUUCCACCACCAUCUCCUCUUUUUCCUCCUCCUCUUCCUCCUCCUCCCGUUCCGUAGGACCGGCCGGGAGCGCGGGGUAUGGAGGAACAGCAGCAACAGAGGAGGAGGAGGGUGGAGGGGAACAGCAACCGGCGGCGGCCCCCCCGGGGCUGAGCCAUGAGAGUUCACCGAGACCUCGGCUGGUUGGCGGAGGCCACCGGGCGCCCAGGGCGGCGGGUGAGGAGCGGGAUGCUGGACGCCAUGGAGGUGCCGAGCCACUCGCGGCAGCUGCUGCUGCAGCUGAACACGCAGCGCACCAAGGGCUUCCUGUGCGACGUGAUCAUCGUGGUGCAGAACGCACUCUUCCGCGCACACAAGAACAUCCUGGCGGCCAGCAGCGCCUACCUCAAGUCGCUGGUGGUACACGACAACCUGCUCAACCUGGACCAUGAGAUGGUCAGCCCCAGCAUCUUUCGUCUUAUCCUCGACUUCAUCUACACCGGACGCUUGGGCGAGUGCGAGCCAGGCGGUGAGCAGAGCCUGGGCGCCGUGCUGGCUGCAGCCAGCUACCUCCAAAUCCCCGGCUUGGUGGCCCUUUGCAAGAAGAAGCUGAAACGCAGUGGCAAGUACUGCCACCUGCGUGGGGGCUAUGCGUCCUACAAGCUGGGCCGGGGGCUGCGUGCUGCCACGCCAGUCAUCCAAGCCUGCUACUCAGGGACGCCGCGGCCCGUGGACCUGCCACCUGUGGAGCCGGCAGCACCGCUGAACACGCAAUGUGGGGAGCUGUAUGCUUCUGCUGCCCAGGGCACCCCGCUGCACCCCCAUGGACUGUGCCCACCCGAGCGCCACUGCUCACCGCCCUGCGGCCUUGACCUCUCCAAGAAGAGCCCCACUGGCCCUUCCACCCAGCUCCUGCCCACUGACCGCCUCUUGCCCGGUGAGCCUCGUGAGCCCUCUCUGCCCCCACGACACGACAGCCCCCCUGUUAGUGCUGGACUCUUGGCCAGCCAUGCUGCUGCCUACAAGGACUCCCCACCGGGUGGCGAGCCAGGGGGGCACCCCCAUGUCCCUGACCCCUUCCGCAGUACGCCACCUUGCACCGAGCCCCCGCUGCCCCGUGCUGACGGGCGUGAGCUGAUGUACCGCUGGAUGAAGCAUGAGCCUCUGGGCCCUUACCUGGAUGAGGGAGACCCAGAGAAGGAGCUGGACCGUGAGGACAAGGCUGAGUCACCACCUGCAGCACCACAACCCCGCUACCCCAGUGUGGAGAGCAAUGACCUGGAGCCCGAUAACAGCACGAGUGAGGAAACAGGCAGCAGCGAAGGCCCCUCGCCUGGUGACGCACUGGACCGCUACUGCAACCACCUGGGCUACGAGCCGGAGAGCCUGGGCGACAACCUGUAUGUCUGCAUUCCCUGUGGCAAGGGCUUCCCCAGCUCCGAACAGCUCAAUGCCCAUGUGGAGGCCCACAAUGAAGAGGAGCUCUAUCACAAGGCAGCAGCCGAGCAGGCUGUGCCCUUCCUGGACAAGGGUGGCCCUGGGCUGGGUGACAUUCUACGACCCUACCGCUGUUCAUCUUGCGAUAAGUCCUACAAGGACCCGGCCACACUGCGUCAGCAUGAGAAGACGCACUGGCUGACGCGCCCCUACCCCUGCACCAUCUGCGGCAAGAAGUUCACACAACGUGGCACCAUGACCCGCCAUAUGCGCAGCCACCUCGGCCUCAAGCCCUUCGCCUGCGAUGCCUGCGGGAUGCGCUUCACCCGCCAGUACCGCCUGACUGAGCACAUGCGCAUCCACUCGGGCGAGAAGCCCUACGAGUGCCAGGUGUGUGGCGGGAAGUUUGCCCAGCAGCGCAACCUCAUCAGCCACAUGAAGAUGCACGCGGCCGGCCCCGACGGCAAAACUAAGCUGGACUUCCCCGACAGCGUCUACGCCAUGGCCCGACUCACCGCCGACCAGCUGGGGCUCAAGCAGGAGAAGGCGGCUGAGCUGCUCUCCCACACCUCACACUUCCUCAGUGACCCCAAGGCCAUGGAGAGCCUCUACCCGCUGGCCAAGUUCACGGCUGAGCACCUGGGGCUGAGCCAGGACAAAGCGGCCGAGGUGCUGGUGCAGGCUCCACACCUUCACGCCGAGGCCGCCCGGACCAUAGAGCGAUACUCACCUCCCUAGCGCCGGCCUGGCCGGGGGGUGAGGAGGGCCAUCGGGCUCCCCUCGCUGCCCCGUGUGGAGCUGGGGGUGGCGAGAGGCGGUGGGCGCACGUCCUCCCGCGUUGCCGAUGGCUCUGGAGAACUCGGUCGUAGCGGAAGGUCCCCUGAGAGCGGCCCCGGGACGGCAGGUCGGCGCGUCCCGCGACGAGCACCCCGGCUCGCCUGCGAGAAGCCGCAGAUUCAGGGACUGACCUUGUGGCGUGGCCCUGCCGGGCCGUGGGGGCUGCUGGGCCUCCGGCACCGGGGCGGGAGCGAAGCACAAGCUGUGAGGCUGGGCCGUGCCCCGAGGCUUUGGCGGACGUGAGCCUGCUCCUUACCUCAAGGCCAGCCCAGCGCUGGCCCCUGGGCGAGGGGGCACCCUUGGCAGCUGUCCAUGUUGCCCUGGCCCCACGCUGAGCUCUGUCGUACUGGGACCUGGACUGUGCCACCUUGGCCGCCGCGGGCCCGUGAGUAGUUCGUCCAUCGCGGCUGCGGCAGCUGUCCUGGCCGGGAGCAGCGAGUGUGGCCAUGCUGGAGCUGGGGGGGUUUGUGCUGGCCAGACCCUCCCAGGGCCAUGCUGGGAGCUCGGGGACAGACUGACGGAGGGGAACGGUGGGGUCUGAGGAGCGGGAGGUGGGAAGGAGGUCGGGCCCGUGCCAGCGGGGGCUGGGGAACGGCGACGCUCCGCACCCCGGAGCAAGCACUGAGCUCUCGGCCCGGACUCGGCCACCAGCACCCUGCGCUUUCGGGAGGUGGGGCAGGGCCUGUCACAGACUGAGCCCCUGGGCCCCGCCCCAGCCACCGGGGAUGCCCGGGGGGGAGCUCUGGAAGCCCAGGGACCUGGUGGCUUUGCCCCCAGGUGGCCACUCGCCUUGAGUUUUGUUUUCAAUGUGGUGGUUUUGGUUUUGUUGUUUUCAUUUUGCCAAAGAUGCCCGCCCCGGUGCGGCCGGGCUCGGGCCGGGGAGGCCACGACAAAGACAAAGCGUCUGGUUUGUCAGCUACGGAGGGGUGGGCAGGGGCUGCGGGAGGGGGCCGGGGGCUGGGCAGAGCCGGGGAGCCUAAGGACUGCCCCAGGCUAGGCUGCAGUGACCUGGGCCUAAGCCCUCCGCCACAGGGCAACCCCUGCCACCACUGCACCCCUUCUCCUGCCGCCUGCUCCGUGCGGGCAAAGCCUGCCUCUGGUCUGCCCACCCCGGCCCCCGGCCCGUGCCCUGACCCCUGUGCCUGGGGCUAAUGUGAAGCUUCUCCCCUCCCCAGCGCUCUCCUCUCCUUUGCACACACGAGGUCCACAGGACGGCCGCCCGCAGCGACUGUCCCUGGCCUCGCAGCCACUGUGCCUUAGCCUGACUUGGCUGCUUCUGCCCAGGUGCCCCCCUCGCCCCCACCCUGGGCUUCCCGGGUCUCCCCUGGGCUGGCAGGAUCCCUCUGGAGCUGCUCUGGGGCGAGUGGCAGCAGCACCCAAAGCAGAGUUGGCAGCCCCCAGUGGGGCCCUUGGCCCCCUCUGUAUCACGUCCAAUUUGUACACGGGCUCCUUGCCCUUAUUUUUUUCUAUAGUCAAAACCGAAUGAGCAAUAAAAUGACAUUAACAUGA